Molecule: messenger RNA, 381 nt
Organism: Daphnia carinata
Lineage: Eukaryota; Metazoa; Arthropoda; Branchiopoda; Diplostraca; Daphniidae
Gene: HSPC300
Product: probable protein BRICK1-B
Exons: 3
Coding region: 54-278 (74 amino acids)
Biological process (GO): cell motility; actin filament organization; regulation of actin polymerization or depolymerization
Cellular component (GO): SCAR complex
Molecular function (GO): protein-containing complex binding
Source: RefSeq, a predicted model, not a curated record
ACGUAGCUAAUGGGGAUUUGACAGUUCUCAAACACAAACAAAGCUGGCAAACGAUGUCUACUAAAUACACCCUUCAAAAACAAACCCAACAGGACUGGGCCAACAGGGAGUACAUUGAAGUCAUCACCAGUAGCAUUAAGAAGAUUACUGAUUUCCUCAAUUCAUUUGACAUGUCUUGUCGUGGACGUCUAGCCGUGCUGAACGAGAAAAUCACCCGACUUGAAAGAAAAAUUGAAUACUUAGAAGCUAGGGUGACAAAAGGCGACACCCUGACAUGAGAAUCUGUUUUCUUUAGCAGACAUCAGUUUUGCCUUAACUUUGUAUCCGCCACGUCCUAUUUUAAUACAUAUUUGGCCAAGAUCCUUCCUUGACCAUACACCA